UCAGUCGUACCCGGAUACACAGAGAUAUAUAUGUAUUGAAGAUCACAACGUAUGUUAGAAAAUAAUAAAUAAUGUAUAACGAUUGCAAGUUGACGUCACAGUCAUAGUCUUGAAAUUUUGGUGAUCAAACUUUAAUUUUACGGACUUUAAUUUAAUAUUGAUAUUAGUUUAGGUCGAGGAAUUUCUCAAUAAAGAAGAAAAUGUAAAGAACUUCGAUAUGAGCAAAAGAUGGUGGAUUUUGUUAGGAGUUAUUUUAGAUUUCAAAGAGAUCGAAUGUUUUGUGUCAUGUUAUUCGUGCAUAGAAGGUGAAUCUAAUACGAGAUGUAAUGUUGCUGGAACAAUUUCAUGUUAUAUAAAUCAAACUUGCUACACAGAAGUUACAAGAAGACCUUUAGUAGUAAAGCGUUAUACAAAAGGAUGUAUGGACAUUAUGAACUGUACGACAAAAAUGAAUCUGAAUGAUAAAAUGACUUGUGAUGAAACACCAUCCAAAUGUACAUAUUGCUGUACAGCUGAGCUUUGCAAUGCGUCAAACAAAUCAACAAAUAUUCAAAUAAUGAAAAUAUUGUACCCAUUAGUUUUCAUAUUUAUUCAUUUUAGUUGACGUACGUUUAUAUAAGUAAA
Messenger RNA from Mytilus trossulus (common blue mussel), 624 nucleotides. RefSeq lists its product as uncharacterized. The transcript is spliced from 3 exons. NCBI's taxonomy places the organism in Eukaryota, Metazoa, Mollusca, Bivalvia, Mytilida, Mytilidae. The coding region runs from base 218 to 604 and encodes 128 amino acids. The record is from RefSeq and is a predicted model, not a curated record.